AUGCGUGCCUCUACCGCUCUCGCCGUCCUGUCGGCUGUUGUGGCCUCGGCCCAAUCUGCCCAAAACUUCACGAGCGAGCUGGACAUGACGAUUGAUACCAACAAGGUCAAGAUGGAGACACGAGCUAUCUGGUGCCGCGCCCAGACCAACACUUGUGGUCUCCUUUGCGACAACAACACCGACAAGAACAGCUGCGCUCAGGAUACCCUCAAGUUUGAGUGCACGUGCGCCUCCAACAAGUCGAUGCCCGGCCUGCAGUUCUACACGCAGACCGUGCCCACCUUCAUCUGCGAAGAACGCUUCAAGGAGUGCACCAACGAGAAUGCCAACAAGGCUGAUGAGCAGGAGGGCUGCAAAAAGAACAUCCAGGCGCUGUGCGGCAAGAGCGACCCUCCCAAGCGGACCAGCGGCCCCGUUUCCUCGUCCACCUCUGGCGGCCUUGCUGCCCCUACCAUGGCCCCGGCUGGCAACGGAGCGGCGGUGGCGGCCGCCCUUGGCUUCCUGGCCUACCUUCUCUAG
Hirsutella rhossiliensis is the source of this 519-nucleotide messenger RNA. RefSeq lists its product as uncharacterized. The coding region runs from base 1 to 519 and encodes 172 amino acids. The record is from RefSeq and is a predicted model, not a curated record. Lineage: Eukaryota; Fungi; Ascomycota; Sordariomycetes; Hypocreales; Ophiocordycipitaceae. The transcript is spliced from 4 exons.